Molecule: messenger RNA, 14022 nt
Organism: Manis javanica (Malayan pangolin)
Lineage: Eukaryota; Metazoa; Chordata; Mammalia; Pholidota; Manidae
Gene: GCC1
Product: GRIP and coiled-coil domain containing 1
Cellular component (GO): Golgi apparatus
Source: RefSeq, a predicted model, not a curated record
GCUGUUGUCGGCCGCGGUAGUUAGGACAUCAUGUAGGAGCUGCGCGCAACUAAAUUCCUGGGCUGACGGCGGGCCGAGGCCGGCCGAAGCUGCUGUGGUCUUGGCCAGCGGCAAGCCCGGAGCGGCAUCUGCAACAGGGCGGGCGAGCCCUGGCCGUGCACUCCUCUCGUGCCGGCGUCGCCCCGCCUCUAGGAUAGGACCCGCCCCCUCUCUCACGGCCUGCGACCCGGCGCGCGCUUCUGCCGAGCCGCCCGACCGUCCCGCAUCCGGUACCGGACAGUCGUUAGGAGCGGCUGUGCGGCCGCGGGGACAGCUCCCUCCCAGUUGUUUGCAGCCUCCGCCAGCGUCAGCGCGACCCUCACUCGUGCUGCCCAAAAGUAUUAGCAGCCUGUUCUGAAUCCUCAUGGAGAAGUUUGGGAUGAAUUUCGGGGCCGGCCCGAGCAAGAAGGAGCUGCUGGAGACCAUUGAGACGCAGAAGAAGCAGCUCCUCCAGUACCAGGCCCGUCUCAAGGAUGUGGUCCGCGCUUAUAAAAGUCUACUGAAAGAGAAAGAGGCGCUAGAGGCCAGCAUUAAGGUCUUGUCGGUAUCUCACGAGGCGGAUGUGGACCUUGCAGGUGUCCAGCCUCCAGGCCUCACCUUUCCUGACUCUGUGGAUGACCGAUGCUCCACUCACAGCGAGGAUAGCACUGGGACCGCCACCAGCCUGGAUACUGCAGCCAGUCUUACCAGCACCAAGGGUGAGUUUGCGGUAGAAGAUGACAGACUGGCCCGUGGACCACCACCUCCAAAGUCCGAAGAGGCCAGUGGAUCGGAGAGUGGCGUUAGCAGUAGCAGUGGGGAUGGACUAUCUGGGGGUGGGGAAGUGGACAAACGGCUGCACCAGCUGAAGACUCAGUUGGCUACUUUGACCAGCUCUUUGGCUACGGUCACCCAGGAGAAGUCCCGCAUGGAAGCUUCUUACCUGUCUGACAAGAAGAAGAUGAAACAGGACUUAGAGGAUGCCAGUAAAAAGGCAGAGGAGGAGAGGUGCCAUCUGGAAGGAGAACUGAAGGGGCUGCAGGAGCAGAUAGCAGAAACCAAAGCUAGACUUAUCACACAGCAGCACGAUCGGGCCCAAGAGCAGAGUGACCAUGCCCUGAUGCUGCGUGAGCUCCAGAAACUGCUGCAGGAGGAGAGGACCCAGCGCCAGGAUUUGGAACUUCGAUUGGAAGAGACCCGGGAAGCCCUGGCAGGGAGGACAUAUGUAGCUGGUCAGAUGGAAGGGUUUGAACUGCAGACCAAGCAGCUGACCCUUGAGGUGGAGGAGCUGAAAGGUGAGCUGCAGGCUCUUCGAGAACAGAAGAAUCGGCCAGACCCCCGGUUGCAGGAGCUUCAGGAAGAGGCCGCCUGUCUUAAGAGCCAUUUCCAGACUCAGUUGCAGCAGGAAAUGAGGAAGACUGCCCUUAUAGAGGAACAACUUCGCCAGCAAUCUCAGGUGGAAGAGCAGAGGGUGGCAACCCUGGAGAAUCAAAUAUCUGAGGUGUCAGAACUGUUGGGCACCUAUGAGAAAGCCAAGCAGAAGGACCAGCUGGCAAUCCAGAAGCUGAAGGAGCGCAUUCUCCAGCUGGACCUGGAGAACAAGACGCUGGCUCUAGCAGCCUCUAGCCGGUCCCCUCUAGACAGCCAUGGGGAGGAUUCCAGUCUGGAUGUUAAUGUCCUGAAAGAUAAGAUGGAGAAGCUGAAGAGGCUGCUGCAGGUUGCAGUCAGGAAAAGCCAAGAGACCUUGGAUGUGGAGAAGCUGUGCAACCUGGAGAUAAUGCCAAGCUCUGAGGCUGCUGAUGGGGAGAAGGCUACUGCGCUCUACUACCAACAGGAGCUGAAACAGCUGAAGGAAGAGUUUGAGAGGUACAAGGUGAGGGCCCAGGUCGUCCUUAAGAGCAGGAACACCAAAGACGGUAACUUAGCCAAGGAGCUGGAGGAAGCCCAGGAACAGCUUGCGGAGCUGAAGGAGAAGUAUAUUUCCCUGCGGCUGUCCUGCGAGGAGCUUGAGCGCCAGCACCAGCAGGAGGCUGAAGACUGGAAGCAGGAGCUGGCCCGGCUGCAGCAUCUCCACAGGCAGGAGCUGGAGCGGAGCCAGCUGGACUUCAGGGACCGCAUGCUGAAACUGGAGGAGGAGCUGCACAAGCAGCGGGACCGUGCCUUGGCCGUGCUGGCUGAGAAGGACUUGGAGCUGGAGCAACUGCGUUCUGUGGCCUUGAUCUCUGGGCUGCCAGGACGCAGAAGCCCAGUUGGAGGCGGGGGUCCUGGGGACCCAGCUGACCCAUCUUCCCCAGAUAGCCUGACCCAAGCACUGCAGCUUGCUGCAGCCAACGAGCCCACUUUCUUCUUGUAUGCUGAGCAGUUGGCCCGCAAGGAGGUGGAGAUCACAUCACUGAGGAAGCAGAAAUACAGGCUGGAAGUAGAGGUGCAUCAGCUGCAGGAUCGGCUGCUGGAGGAGGGGGAGCGGCAUCGGGAGGAGGUUGGAGCUUUGCAGACCCACAUUGAAAAGAGCAUCAGGGACCAGAGUAGGGAGGGAGCCAACCUGGAGUACCUCAAAAACAUCAUCUACCGCUUCCUGACCUUGCCUGAUGCCCUGGGCCGCCAGCAGACGCUCAUCGCUAUCCUGACUAUCCUGCAUUUCAGUCCAGAGGAGAAACAAGUGAUAAUGCAGCUCCCAACCAGUGGUAGCUGGUGGCCUUCUGGCAAGAGAUGAUGCUCUUUUCACUAACUCCUGAAAUUUCUGUGCCUCUUACAUGGGAGGGGACAGGCUUUGGUUUCUACUGCCUCUUCUCUUACAUUAUCAUUUACUUCUUCACUGUGUUGAACUAGGAGGAGUCUUCAAUGGGAUUUUCUGCCAUAUGCCAUUAAUUUCACUUUCCUUGGGCCCUAGAGAAACUGAAGUGUCCCAGCAGCAUCUUCUGGUGGUGUGUGCAUGAGGGGCAAAGCAGGGGCAAGAUUAAGAUUGAGAGGUGCGAGAGAUGGGGAAGUGGUGAGAGUCUUUUAAGAAAAGACUUUUUAGUGUUAUUGUCCUAGCCUACAGCUGGGAGUAAAUGUGACUCCAAAGGGAGUUCAGUUAAUUUUUAAACACAUGGACCAGCUAUUUACUCGAUCUCAUCACCAAUGUGAAUCUGGUCCACUGCUGCCCCAAUUCUCUGGGGACAUAAAUUGGGAUCGGGAGGACCCAAAUAGUUUAAAAUAGGGACAGAUUGUCCACUAGUCCAUAGGCCAAGGAAUAGAGGGUUCAUCCUGGAACUGGGAAGCUUGGUCUAAUUAGGACUGGGUAUGACCUAAUCAUUCUAGACAAAAACACACCACUUGUGACCAUUCGAGAGAGAGCCUGAACACCAGUUCAGCCUUAGGGAGGUCCUGAAUGACCUGCCUUUGGCCUGGAUAGGGUUAUAAUAGACCUCUUACACUUGUCCCUGCCUUAACCUGCUUGCCUGAGGUUGACCUGAGACUGUGAGUGAAUGACUUUGGUGUUUCUUUUUUUUUUUUUUUUUUUGCGGGGGUGAAAGGGUUUAUACCCAACUUAUUCCCACAAGUCAAUCACUAGAAUCCUGUCCACUUGGCGUGUUUUUAUGAGGGAGGAGAAUCUUACUAUUUAGUUUAAUCUGAUGGGUUUUCACUUGAUUCUGAGCAGUUGCUUCAUGAUGUGUUGCUCUUUGAUGGUGCUCUGUUUCUUCUAAGAUUGUAUUUUCUUUCUGUUCAGUGUUUUUGUUACAGCUGACAUUAACACUAGAUACUUUAGAUGAUGUUUCAUUGAACCUAGUAGGUUUGUUUCUCUGUUUUCCAGCCUUGGAGGAUGUCAUGGCUGUAUGAAUUACACUCUCACAGGACACAAGCAUGUCCUCUGCUCUAGCUUUAAUAUGCGUGAUUUCCUCUUUGAUUUUCUCUAUGUUAUUCUCCACAGCAGUGCGAACCCCAUAUUUUCUUUUUUCUUCACUUAAUAGCCAUACUGGAAUAAUACUUAACAGUGUCUGAAAUGUCUUAAGGCCAUUUUUAUCUGGCUCCACUUCAAACUGCUUUACUCUAGACAAAAUCUGGUAUAUUUCUUCAUGUUUUCUCAAGAAUUCCAAUAUGUUCACAGCAUAUUUUCCAUUAUCCUGGGAUUCUUUCACAGAGGAAAAUAAAGUUUUGUUCUGUGUAAUCUCUUGCUUUGAAUCUUUAGUAUUAGAAAAGAUUUGUUGAUGUUGUGGACCCUUGACUCCAGGACAUUUUUCUUCCUGCAGAUUAUUAUACAGCUGGGGCAAUUUUUUACGCUCAACUUAAUCUUCAGAAGUCUGUGUUUGCUGAAUAUUCUGAGUCUGGUAAUCAAGAUGUAUAUCAGUAACCAUUUGCUUGACCACCUUCUGUGCUGAUUUAUUCAAUUGGUCUUGUUUUCUUUCAGCUGUCAGUCUCUCUUCCUUUGGACCAGUCAUCAGUGGUCCCUGAAUUGUUUCUUUACUUUCUAGAAGUUGCUCACCAUCUGAUUCUCUGAAUUCUCUUUGCUUCUCAUGAACUAUACUGAGCUUAUGUUUGUGGCUUUUCUCCAUGGGUUCUAUAGGUAAUUUUACUGUUACUGUUUUCUCUUUGGGGGCUUUUGGAAGAUUAACCUCACUUCUUCUAUUAAAUUCCCAUGAUCAGAUUUACCUCUCAUUUGAUUAAGAGUGUCUGUUCCCACUUGCCACCUGGCUGCCGGCUCCAGUGGUCCUGGUCUCGGCUGAAAAACACUUUUUUUAUCCUUUGGAGAGCCACCUGACGAAUCUCUGUCUUCUGCUCUUCGGAGGAUCCUGCCUUCACAGUUUGCACAUCUUUUUUGAUUACAGCUUUUUUAUCUACCUCUUUGAGAGCUCUUUGUGUCUCUUUCAGAUUCCUGAAUGACGUUUCAAGGUCAUCUCGGAUGAGCUCCUUUUUUCAGGAUUUCUGUCCAGGUGUUUGUAGUCUUCUCAAGGCAUUCAUUCUCAAUGUCACCAAGGAUCGCAUUGGGCUGUUUAGAUUCUUUCCAUGGGUAGUUUGAUUCCUUUAGUGUUUUGAGGGUGGCCAGCAUGUCACCUUUUAUAAUUUCUUCUGUUUUAGCUACUGUUUUUUGAUUUAUGGCCUGGCUGAGGGAAUUUAGGGUUGAUUUCAAAUCACCUUUUAUAAUUUCUUCUUUGGUUGUCUUACAAGAUGUACUCUGAGGCUCUGUCAUAAAAACCCUAACCGCAUUUUGCACAUCUCCUGGGAUGAUGUCUGUUUCAUUAACAGUACAUUCAACCUGCCACUGCCUUUUCUUUAAUAACAGCUUUGUGCCCUCUACAUCACCACCAAUGAUUUCUUCCUCUCCUUCUUGUUUCCUCAUUGUUAGUGUUUCAUUUGACCCUGUCUGGAGUUGUUUGAGAUAAUCCAAAGCUCCAGUUUCUAUGCAUCUUGUGAAAAACUGUACAUUCCCUCUCUCAGAGGCAACAAUUUUAGCCCUUUCAGAUAUUUUAUUGUCUGAGAGGGAGGAUAGCAAACUAUGAAUGGUACGUUUCACAUCACUGCCUAUUGAUGUGAAUCCCACUUAAUGGUGUCACCAGCAUUUUCAUGAAGAAGACAAUAGAUAGUCAUGUUAGUAUCUCCUCUUUCCUUGUGAAUUAAAAUGCCUUUCUUUACAUAUGUUUCCUCAGAGAACAUAUUUUUUAUUGCUUGUUGUACAUCACCACUCACUAUGUCUUCUUUCUCAGCAUCAAAUUCUGUUGAUCGAUUUAGUAAUUGCAUUUUGGUCAAAUUAACAUUUCCCCUCUCUUCUUCACUAACCAAAAUCUCUCUUUUUAUAUGGUCUCUUCUGGAAAGUAAGUUCACCAUUACAUUUUUGAGAUCAACCCUGAUAAUUUCUUCUUUCUGUAUCUCAGGAGAGGCUGGAUUCAUUAGCUUAUAUUUUGCCAUUCGAACAUCCCCAAUUUCAUCAGCUUCAAUAAUGAUUCCAGGAGCCUCAAUAACUUCUUGGGAGCAGAGUUCUUCUAAGGUUUCUUUAAUGCUCUUGCCAAUAAUUUCCACCUUUUCAACUCUAUUCUCAUUAAAUUCUUGAAGGGGUAUAGUUUCAAAGAGCCAUGUAGUUGUCUUCACAUCAGAAAGAGGGAUUUCUUCCUUGAUAAUUUUUGUAAUGCUUUCAUCUACUUCCUUAAUAGAAUCCGAAGUUUGAUUUUCAAAAAGCCAUACUGCCUGCUUAACAUCACCUUUCUCCAUAUCUUCCUGGGUGACUUUUGAUAUUUUUAUAUUCUGACCCUUCUCUACUCAGCUCAUCUAUCGUAUGAGGUUCAAACAGCCAGGUAGAUAUUUUAACAUUGCCCUUUUGUAUUUCAUUGACACUUACUGUUCUUAUAUAAGUAUUGUUAUCAAAAUUGUAAGACUCAAAGAAUUAUUUACUUGUCUUUACACCUCGAAUAUAGUCUACAGUGGGCACUAUAUCAUGUGAUUCUUCUGAAAUCUGAUCCAGUGGCUGGGUUUCAAAUCUGUAUCUGACAGAACUAACAUCUCCCUUCGGAAUGUCUUCUUGUGUGACAGAUUUAAUAGCAUACACAGUCUGUGAUUGAUUAAUUAGGUCUAAUGGUUUUGUUUCAAAAAGCCACUUCAUCCCUCGUACAUCUCCAUGAAUUACUUCUUCCUUUUUAACUGUUGUCACUUCAUGAUAAUGCCCUUCUCGGUCUUGAAUUGCAUAGAGUGGCUGGGUUUCAAAGAGCAUUCUAUAGCUUUUUACAUCACCCUUUAUUACUUCUUCAGUGAUUGUUUCUUUGGUGCUAAUACAGUCAGCUUCUUUAAUCUCAUCUAAAGAAAAAGUCUCAAAAAUAAAGCACCCUUUUCUUACAUCUCCACCUUGUAUGUCUGUCACCUCACCAUCUUAGCUUUCUUUUAUAGUAUCAAUUGGUUGAUUUUCAAAAAGCCACCUGCAAUUUAAAACAUUGCCUUUCUGAAUAUCUUCAGUCUUUAGGGUUUUGAUCUUUUUCAAAACUUCCUCUGAACUUAUAGAGUCCAAGGACUGAUGACUUUGGUGUUUCUUAAUGUUAAUUUCCGUUAAGAAAAAGUCCUAACUUCUUACAGAGAGGAGUCCUAUUGGGAAGCUCUGAUCCUGCUGUCUGGAUACAAGGAAUUAGCUUGUAUAAGAGAUUUACAGACAACUACUGCCCUACCACCUCCCCACCACCCCUACGCCCAAGCUGUUUCUGCCUUUAUAGAGACAGUAAAGAGGGAGAAUUUGCUGCAGAGGAUUCCAGAUGACUGCUGUGACCCUCAUAGGCAAGUGAUGGAAGUUGAGUCAAGGCCUGGCUAGGGUACUUGCUGCUGUGGAUAGCAUUCUAUCCACAGUGAAGUCUCCACGGCCCUACAACCAGCAUGUUCAUGGGUUUCUGUCACAGGGUGUUUUGCUUGCCACCUUAGGGAGUGUUGGGUCCUUGUAAUCGACCUCCAAAUAACCGGGAGACACGUGGAUGCAAAAGCAAGAGCGUUUAUUGGGUAGCCAGCAUGCUGGGGUCUCGCAGCGCAGGUGGAGACCCCAAAGUACAAGUUUAUUCUUCUUUCAUACCAGAGCAGGCGUGCACAGAGCAGGCCGUGCACAAAAUGGGCCGUGUGCAAAGCGGGCCAUACACAGACACAGGCCGUGCACAGAGUGGGCAGGGCACAAAAUGGGCUGUGCACAGAGUGGGCUGCGUGCAGAGCGGGCGUGACCUGUUUCCCACAAAAUGAAGUCAUUGAAAAAAUGGAGUAGUUUAUGCCCAGACUUUUUAGUCAGGACUCUUCAGGGGGUAAUCGUUUCAAUCCACAAUCUUCAUCUUCCCUACUGUUACUAUAACUUUUUCUCCUUCCCUAGGGUUCCUUAGAUUUGGUCUUGUGUAAGUAGAUUCUUUCAGCACUUAUAGAAAGGAGGCUCAUGUUUCAGACAGUUUGGAAAUUCUGAGAGACUCAGAAAAGUCAUGUUCAAACUAUCAGUUCCCCUAUUUUUUCCUUUCCCCCUUUGGCUCUUGCUCAUUAUAGAGAUCUUUGGGCCCUAAAGACCAAUACUUUGCCACCAAGUGGAUUAAUAUGUUUCUUUGUAUUAUUUCAUGGUUAGGGAUCUGUUCUGUGAGGGUUUGGGGUGCAGAAGACAGAUUAAAUGUUCUAAUCAGGAGACUGGGUGACCUGGCUAUCUGCAAACAGUGAGUGGACUUAAUGGAACAGCAAUGAUUUGUUCAAAUGAUGACAUAAACCAUGGAAUCAUUACACCUGAACAGCUUGGCCUAUGUGUUUCCUUAAUGAUCUGUUUGUCUAUCUCUGGACACAAAUAGUAUGUGAAUGAAAAUGGUGAAUGAAAAGGAUGUAUUGAAAUGUUGUUAAUCCAUAAGUUUGAAUCAAGAGAGGAAUACCUCAGUACUUUAAGCACCUCAUUACAACACAAAUUUUUUAGCCUGGAAGUAUGUGGUUCUUUGUAGGCAGUUACAGUGGAGAAAGCUCUGUCAGGCGUUUAGUGGGUGGGCUUGAAAAUUCCAUAAUUACUGUUUCAAACUUUAGAAAUCAUCUGUUUAUAAAUGUUUUCUUAUGCUUCAAAUUAGGAUUCAUGGUAUUCUGGAAAUGUUUCUCAGGACAUGGAGCUAAACUAGGAGUAAUAAUAAUAGUAAUCUCUUAAUUUUCUACCUGAUUCCUUUCAAUGUUGGAUAUACAGUUGACUCUUGAACAACAUGGGGUUCAGGAGCACUGAUCUUCCCCACAUAGUAAAAAAUUUGCCUAUAACUUUUGACUCCCCAAAACUUAACUAGUAGCCUACUGUUGACGACAAUGGGUUGACACAUAUUUUGUAUGUUACAUGUAUUAUAUAUUGUAUUUUUACAAUGAAGUCAGCUAGAGAAAAGAAAAUAUUUUCUCAGAUUCCCACAAAGUUUUAAGAUGUAUUGAAAAAAAUCCAUGUUCAAGUGGACACUUGCAGUUCAAAUCCAUGUUGUUUGAGGGUCAACUGUAUUAUAAUUGUUUUUUUUGGCUUUGGGUAGAAUAGGAAGCUCCAUUGUCACAACUGCUUUCCUAGGAUUAAUAAUAAUUCAUAUGCUUUUGACUUUUGAGAAGACACCAAAUGGGCCAAGAAGCAAGUUAAUUUCUGAUGAGUCAGUUUAAGUGUUGAUACACAUGAGGCUAUGAAUAUUCCCAGCUGAAGCAAACUAACUUGGUCCCUUCCUACCUUUAAGGACACAAGUUCCUGUCUCUCCACUUACUUGCUAUGAAUGAAAUUUUCGGUUAUUUGGUUUGCCUGUGUUCGAUACCCUAAGAAAGGAAAGGGGGAAAAAGAUAAUUGAAAUAGACAUGGAAAAAUAAAUUUUCCUUGGGCCCUGGUCCCAGAAUGAUAUCAACAGUAGACAAGGUGUGUCAGUAGGGUAAUGAGAAUGAACCUUUCAUGUUUAACUACUACUGUGCAAAUCAGAGAAUUGCAGAGAAGAAGAGAUGAGGGAGAGGGGUGGGAAGGCAAGUUGAUAACUCUAAGGCUUUCUGCUUCCCUCCCGCCCCUCCAGUUGGGCACUUCCAAAGAAAUAUCCAUAUAAUCAUGCCCUGAAUGCCGUAAGUCCCCACCUGUUACUCAGAACUCUAAGGCCCUGCGCUUUGUCUUGAGAAGCUGCUUGAGGGUGCCAGAACCAUGUUGAACCAUUUACGCCAAUUAUAACAUUUACUCCUUUCAGGUUGUUAUCCCCUAUUAGCAAUGAAGAAACAGGCUAAGAUGUCAGAUUUACCCAAGGUCAUAUAACUACUAGAUGUCUGAACCAGGUCAGAUUAACCACAAAGCCUCCUUAAUUUGGGGGUGCUCCUAUCUUCUCAGGACUUGGGAGGGUCAGGGCUUGUCUCCACAUAUAAUUGCUAGGGAUGGGGAGACAGUCUAGGCUGAACUGGGCUGAUUCAAAUAGCAUUUCCAGCUAUAAAUUACAGCCACGCUAAGCUGCUACACUAUAGAGUUGAACAGGUAACUGGUUCUUCCCAAGAGCCCUAGAGCUAUUCUGUCCCCCAGGUUUCAGAUAACCACUCAUUUUAGAACUCAGAUCAUUUUAAUGAAAUAAAAGGAGGGCUGGGUACCCGCUAUUGGUAUGGUGUGUUUGGGAUUUGGAAAUAGAACCCUAAUGAGUGGGUCACUUUACCAAAUCUUCAACCACCUUUACUCCCUCCACUCCAUUGUCUUUCCCUGCCUCCUCCAGACAGCCUGGUUACCUCAGAUUGAUGGUUUUUGGAGCAAAAAACUAUAGUCACAUUCUAGGUUGAAAUAUCAGUCCAAUCUCCUACCAGCUGUGUGACCUUGAUAAAUUACUUAAUCUCUCUGAACUUAAUAUAAUGGGAAUAAUAAUACGUAUUUCAGGGUUAUAUCCUCCCAUUGAAAAUUUAAGUACAUAAAGAACCAGCAUAGCACUAAUGUGCUAAACCACAUUAGUUUCUUUUUUUUAAAGAAUGUUAGGUAGCAGUACUGGAAGUCAGACAGCUCUUCUGGAUUUAAGCCCAGUGUUUCUUAGCCACAAAUGUUGCUGUAAUUAAGGAAAAAGGAAAAAUAAUGUCUUUUAUCAAGUGCCUGCUAUGAAGCAGACUGCUAGCAUUUUCCCUACAUUAUUUUACUUAAUUCUCAUGACAAUCUCAUGAAGCAUAUCUAUUCUGCAGAUGAGGAAAUGGAGACUUAGCAAAAUGACGUGAAUUGCCCAAGGUCCAGAGCCAGUAAUGGCAGAACCAGGAUUCAAACACGUUUAUCUGAACCAAAUGGCCCAGGUGCUUUUUGAUUUCUGUGCUGUGUCCUGGCAGAGAGCAAUGAGGAAUAUUGAAAAUGUGUGGCUCUCUGGGAAAUGUAGGGGGCUGUGUUUCUGGCAUGGGCAGGAAGAAGGGGUCCCUGUCUAAGUAGGUCUCUCUUUUCAGUGGCAACUGGUGACCUUAACUAUUUCUCAAAAGCCUCAUUCUUAAUAAUCAGCAGAGCUCUGGCACACUGAAAAUUAUGAAACAGACUCUUGUUACAGGGCAGUUGUCUUGCCAGUGGGUUUCAACCCUGGGCAAGUUCACUAUGGAUUCAGUGUGACCAAAGAAAUGACAGUAGAAUGUUCUUGGGGCGAAAGGGUUAUACCCAACUUUAUUUCCAUGGUGGCAGGUCAAUCACUAAAAUCCCAUUCACUCUGAGCGAGUCUGCAUGCCACAAGCCAGUCUUGGCCUCUGUUCUCUCUGCUUUCCUGCAGGUACUGGGAGGCCAAAGACCCUCAGAAGGAGGCACACCCUGUCCUUUGACUAGCAAGGAGACUAUCUCUGUUUCAGCGUAAAUUUGUCCCUUUGGGCUACUGCUGAAGGAGUAUCUGAGAGAAUGUAUCUGAAGACUGAUUCCACUUUACACGAAUAUGAGUUUUUUUUUUUUUUUUUUUUUUUUUUUCCAAUUCAGCUUUAAUAGAAUCUUCUUGAGAAAUUUUUUUGGGGAGUUGAAAUUCCAGAUCUUUAAUUCUGAGUUCCAUUUGCAUUCUAAAUGAAGAAUUAUCCUUCUCUCUCCACUGCUGUAAUCUCUUUUGUGAUUCAUCCUGUAAAAACCAAUCGACUUCUUUUAAUUUUUCUACUGUUUUCUGUCUUGCUCUUUCUUCAGUGUCCUGUCUGUACUGUUCCAUUUUAUUGUGUUCCAGUGAAAUCCUUGCCAUGUGAGUUUUAAGGUUUCUGACUUCUGAAGAUGAAACUUCCAGUUUUCUUGAAAGAUCAACAACCUGACUUAGGGCUUGAUUUAAUUUCUUCUUUAAGUCCUGUCUCUCAUUAGUAUAGUAUGAGGUAGCUGCUAGCAAAGUCUCUGACUCAAAUCGUUGUAUUUCAGCGUCAGCCAAUUCUUGUUGGAGUUGGUGUCUCACAAGUACCUGUGGGUGGUUAUAGUCACUUCCAUCAGGCCGUUCUUCUUCUUUCUUUGACAUCAUUAUGAAGUCUUGUUCUUCAGUUUUCAGAUCCCCAGGUGUUUGACUGGACACAUCACUGACAGUGAUACCAGGAGAGUCUGAACCUGCUCCGGAUGUUUGUGUUCCCUUCUCUGAUACUCUUAUAUAGCCGACAGAGUCUUUUGCUUCCAUGGCAGGCUCGAUGUGAUGAUAAUUUUCAUGAGAACCUUCAGUUUUCAGAUCCCCAGGUGUUUGACUGGACACACCACUGACAGUGAUACCAGGAGAGUCCGAAUGUAUUCAAACCUCUAUUACGAGCAUAAUUUUCUGCAGUCCAUCCAAGGGUAUCUUCUGAAAGGAUAUCAAUAUCUUGCCGAAGAAGCAGCCUGGCUAUAACUGUUGAUCCAUUAUCUGUAGCAAGCAUGAGUGUUGUUCUUUUUUUCUUAUCAACAGCAUGUACAUUUGCUCCUUUAGUUAGUAAAUACUUUGUCAUUUCAUACUUUCUUUGCCUUAUAGCAAGCAAAAGUGCUGUGAAGCCUUCCUUGUUCGCCUCCAUGUCUGCGUUGUGCGAAAGGAGCUGUGUCAGUAUUGUUACACACUCACCACAAGCUGCAUAGUGUAAAGCAGUGUUGCCAUAGAUGUCACUCACAUUGGGAUCAGCACCAUGGUUUAAAGGAAUACGUGCGCAAUCCUCUUGCUGGCAUUGCACGGCCUUGAUCAGGGGUGUCCUCUCUAGGUUGUCAUGGAGGUUAAGCUUAUAUUUUCUCUGUACCAGGACAGUUACCACUUCUGCAUGGCCGUUGGCACAGGCCAACUGCAGAGCAGUCCGUUACUGCGCCGUGGGCUUGCCUGCUGUCUGUGCUCACACCUGGGGGCAUCCGUCUACUCCUCCUGCGGCCGCCGGAAUGACGAAUAUGAGUUUUUACAUGUAGAUUACAAAUACAAUUUUUAUUAACACGUUGAGCCGUCUACCGUCAAAGUAUUUUGGAUGUUAGUACAUACGAUAGGGUGCGCUGUCUUUCCCUUAGUUCAACAGCUGUCUGGUCUCUUACGAUGAAGCCUCAGCCUAGGGAAUUUCACAGGGCCAUUGUGGGGCAUCCUGCCCUGGCAUUCUGUGUACUCCAUGGCCAUCUGUCCAACUUUGGCCGUUAGUCAGCUGAGAUGAGAUCUGAAGGGGUCUGGAGGCCAUACUUUUUUGUGUUGGUUUUGAAUGCUUACCUAAUAUAAACUUGGUCAGUUUACAUUUUCCAAACCUCAUUUUGUGAGCUCAUUGCUGUUAGGGUCUUUGCUUUUAGGUUCUUACAGCAGACAGAGUUAGGAAAUAUAUGCAUAUAUGGUAUAUACAUAUAUAUAGGUACAUAUGUAGCUAUAUAUGUAACAUACAUACAUAUCCCCGUUUUAGAAAUCGUGAACUCCCGAUAUCUCCAAAUCCAGUUCACUUCCACACAGGUUUUCCUACCCAUCCCUGUUCCAUAGUUGUAUUUCCUUUCUUCUAUAGCAAGAAGCCUAGAAUGGAGCCUGUUAGUGUUUCAUUAAUAUUAAAUGUUUCAUUAACAUUUAAAAGGCAGACUGAAAAGAGCACAAGGAGACACGGGAGGCACAGCCAGCAAAGGAGGAGAAAGCUGGUGGAGGAGAUGUCUGGACUCAAGGGAGAAAUGAGUUUCAUCAGGGAGACAGUACUCAGCCCUGUUACAUUUUAACUCACUUCAUAACAGGAUUUUAAGAAGCUUUUAAAUAUUCACACACAUUCUGCUAUGUAAUUCAGCAACUGUUUUCAUUUUGAUGCUCCUGUCCAAUAUCUGUCCACAGGAAUACUCUCCUUUAUGCAGUAUUAAAUUAUGAAUUAUAAUUUGCUGUUUUGCUUUUACCUUGAUAUUGUCUUGUAACACAUGUUCAUUUUCUAUGUGUCUUCCUCCCCGUUCAUGCUGACCUGCUUUAAUGGUUGUACUGAUUAGAGAGGGAAGAGGCUUCCUUUCUUCUGCUUCAGUGGCUUCCCCAGCCACUCCCUUCUUGCCCCUGCAUCUCCCCCACCACUCUGCUGAAAGGACAGUGACUACACUUAUAUAGUGUUUGUUAAGAUUAAAACAUACGGGGUUGCUGACAUUGAAUUCAUAACGACAGCAAUUUCAUAUGCUCGCAAUAUAAUGUAUGCCAGAUCCUGUAUUUACAUGUAUUAAAAGACCUGAUUUAA